This is a messenger RNA of Magallana angulata, 1461 nucleotides long. RefSeq names its product collagen alpha-1(XVI) chain-like. NCBI's taxonomy places the organism in Eukaryota, Metazoa, Mollusca, Bivalvia, Ostreida, Ostreidae. The transcript has 5 exons. The coding region runs from base 20 to 1312 and encodes 430 amino acids. The record is from RefSeq and is a predicted model, not a curated record.
AUUCAUAGCCAAGAAGGAGAUGGAAGGAGCAAUGGGUCUUAAGUCCCUGUUUAUGCUCGUGGUUGUGUACUCAGAGUGGUCAGUCUUCGCAUAUAGUCAAGAACAGUAUUGUGUGACCCAAGAGCCUCGGGAUCCUAAGCUCAACGUCUGUACCAAACCACAAAGUGAGGAUGUCAGCAAAAAAAUAGAAGACGCUCUUGCGGGUAAGACAGACAUCGAAGAGUCAAUUGAGGAAAUUUCUGCGGAAAACUGGAACGUUGAAUUUGAGGAGCAAGAGUACUCCAAUCUCCUUACGGCGUGCUAUUAUGAACAACGUUAUGUAACAACUGUCAAGAAAGACGGAAAAGAAUGCUACGUUGUUAAACCGGAAAUCCAAAAGAUUCUAGUGGCAAAAUGUCUGAACAAAAAAUGUAAUAACCAGGGCUAUUACAAUCCAUCUGGCUAUGAAAGUAAUUGUUACAGAGAUGGCCUCAAACAAUUUAAACUUUGGAUAUACUGUGAGGAAGAAACCAGCAAUCUUAAGAUGAUUGAAAUUAAUUUGCCUCAAUAUUGCUCAUGUAAAUCUUUCAAGUAUUGUGGUGCACCAUAUGUAGAUAGACCAUCGAGUUAUGGUAGGCAUCGGUGUCAGUGUGAUUCAUGUAUCCAAGGUCCCCCGGGUCCUCCUGGAGAGAGAGGUCCCGGGGGUGAAACUGGAGAGCGCGGGCCUAGAGGUGAUCCAGGUAAUAAGGGGGAUGUUGGACCUCAAGGGCCGAAGGGUAAUGACGGUGCAGUGGGAAUGAAAGGGGAUCCCGGGAUGAAGGGGGAGAAAGGUGAUCAAGGACCUCCUGGACUGUCAGGUGUACCUGGAAAAGACGGUCGUAAAGGAGAUCCGGGUAUGAAAGGAGAACCGGGACCCCCAGGUUCCAAAGGGGAUCCAGGACCACCGGGACAAACAGGCCCAGCUGGACCUCCUGGACAACCAGGAAUGAAUGGUAUGCAUGGAAUGAAUGGAAUGAAUGGAAAUGGAGGAGGCUGUGGUAAUUGUGGAAAUGGGGGCGGCUGCGGUAAUUGUGGAAAUUGUAGUCCUGGAAGUCCUGGAGGCGGCAAUAGUCCUGGAGGUGGCAGUAGUCCUGGAGGCGGCAGUACUGAUGACGACUGUAAAAAUGGUAAUCCUGGAGAAGAUGGAAAUUGUGGCAAAGGAAAUGAUGAUGGAGACCCUGGAAACACGACAACAACUCAAGGAAGUACGGAAACUCCAAGUCCCACUCCCGCUCCCACUUCCACGACAACAACUAAAGGAAGUACGGAAACUCCAAUUCCCACUGCCACCUAAUCCAUGAAGUUCAGAAACUCCUAUUUCCUUUUCAACUUUCAGGCCCACUCCACCUUAAUGAAAUCCUGUUUUUACAAAGAUUACAUAUAUUUACUGAUAUAAUAUACCAAUUUAAUUUUGUUGCAAUUGUAAGAUACCUUGCAAGAAUA